This is a messenger RNA of Echinops telfairi (small Madagascar hedgehog), 684 nucleotides long. RefSeq names its product mitochondrial ribosomal protein S14 (gene MRPS14). Gene Ontology annotation, biological process: translation. Lineage: Eukaryota; Metazoa; Chordata; Mammalia; Afrosoricida; Tenrecidae. Gene Ontology annotation, molecular function: structural constituent of ribosome. The coding region runs from base 19 to 405 and encodes 128 amino acids. The transcript is spliced from 3 exons. Gene Ontology annotation, cellular component: mitochondrial small ribosomal subunit; ribosome. The record is from RefSeq and is a predicted model, not a curated record.
ACGUUUACGGCGGACAAGAUGGCGGCCUCCAUGCUGGGCUCCCUGCUGCGCGCCGUCCGACAGAUGGUUCCUUCAUCAGCUUCAGGCCAAGUUCGAGGUUACUAUGUAGACUGGAGAAUGCUGCGAGAUGUGAAAAGACGAAAAACGGCCCAUGAGUACGCAGAUGAGAGACUGCGUAUCAAUUCACUCAGGAAGAACUCCGUUUUGCCAAGAGCCCUUCAGGAAGUGGCUGAUGAAGAAAUCGCUGCCCUCCCCCGGGACAGCUGUCCUGUCAGGAUCAGGAACCGCUGUGUUUUGACGUCUCGGCCCCGUGGUGUGAAGCGGCGCUGGAGGCUCAGUCGGAUCGUCUUCCGCCACUUAGCUGACCACGGGCAGCUCUCUGGGGUCCAGCGAGCUAUCUGGUAAAUGCACCCGAGCCGUCCUCGUUUGCAGGGAACUGGCUCCUGCAUGAAGAGACUUUUCAAGCAGACAACGCCUAGUUUCCCAGGGUGCGGUAUUGGAGCUUGUCUGCCUGACGCUGCCCAGACGUCACUUUUACAAUUCUCAUGAAGACGUGUGGGUGUGCCAUCCUGUCUGCAAAACUUGGCUCUCAAGAAUUACCUUUUUUCUUGUGGACUUGAUGGGUUAACCAACAUGCCAUGUGUUGUACAGACAGUAGCACAGUAAACACCUGUCCUGUGAAAA